This is a messenger RNA of Arvicola amphibius (Eurasian water vole), 3605 nucleotides long. It is a transcript of the gene Usp3, whose product is annotated as ubiquitin specific peptidase 3. The transcript has 19 exons. Gene Ontology annotation, biological process: protein deubiquitination. The record is from RefSeq and is a predicted model, not a curated record. Gene Ontology annotation, molecular function: cysteine-type deubiquitinase activity; zinc ion binding. Gene Ontology annotation, cellular component: cytoplasm. NCBI's taxonomy places the organism in Eukaryota, Metazoa, Chordata, Mammalia, Rodentia, Cricetidae. Bases 1515 to 3077 code for a protein of 520 amino acids.
GUUGGGUGCUGGAGUCCCACUGCUCGGCUUUCUCAGUCAGCACUUUUAUCUGCAAAGUGGGUCUUUGGGAAGAAAAAAAGUCUCAUCUGCUUCAUAAAAGGAGCUCUCAGAGAUAAAGAAAAAGAGAUUAUCCCAGUUUGGGGUUGGGGCGACUCUGAGGCCAGAGGAACCAGAGCUCAAGGUCCAGGCCCUUUCUCUGACUAGCUACACAUUACGUGUAAUUGUUGAUGUGAUCACUCUCCAAGGGGACAACGCUAUCAGCAUUCCAUCAGCAGAUAUAGUCAGCUUUAAUAUCUGCUAUUGCUAACUCGGUGCGGAGACUCCACAGACGAAAAUAAAUACACUUGCUCCCGCGGGAGACCGAAGUGUGAACAGAAAAUAACAGCGCCAUGUGACAAGCUGCAGGGACAGAAUGGCGGCGGUGGGAGUGGAAGAAGAGUUGGAAGGUGGCUUGGAAUUGCUUCAUCGGCCUUCCCUCUCCCUUGCUUGCCUUCCGUCACGCGGCUCCUUCACCAGAGAGAUCUGGAGCUGGGGUCCAAUCCUCCCAGAGUAGGUCAUACUCUCCAUUUCACUGGCAGUAAAAACGGGGGACCGUAGCAGCGUCGUGGGAGGGUGUUUUGAAGCUUAAACAAGCAAACCAGAUUGUUACUUCUCUCAACUUCGAGAGGGGCAGGUAUGAGAAGUCUCACAAUGGACACGAGAUAACAGUGAGUCAUAAUGGCAGUGCUACACCCAGGUACACCGGCAGUCCUGCGGGCCCAGCCAGGCAGCAGCCAGGUGAUGCGCUCAGGCUAGAGUUAAGAACCCAGAAUGGUUCUGAACCGCAACCUGCUACAGGGAGAACACGAAAAUCAGGACGGUUCUGGACCCCCUGCAGUCGGCUGGGCCACCGAGGGCCACUCCACAAAUCCCCUCGCCUGUUUCUUCCUGUGUAAAAUGGGGCUUCAAUGCUUGUCGGUUGGAGGGGUUGUUCAUUUUCCGCACUUUGCAGUAUGGCUACAUCUUCUCUCUCUAAGCCUCCCAGAUUCACUGCAGUAGACGCAGCGGUCCCGACUGGUCUUCCCAGGCGGAGAACCCACACUGGCUGGGGUCCCAAGAAGCUGCCGCCGCACCUCGGAGCAGUUGGGAAAGUCACUUCACAGCCCGGUGGGACACUCCUCCCGCGGACUGUGAGAGCCAAGGCCCCGCCCACCGGCUAACACGGAGGCGGGGCGGGGCCGGGUUUGGGGGCGUGACCAGUCUGGUGGGCGGGGCCACUCGGAGAAGGCGGAAGCUUGCAGUAGCCGGGCGGCGGCAGAACCAGGAGUCCGGAUUUCCACGUUCUCUGGAGCGGGGCGCCGGGAGACGGCGGGUGGCAAAACCCGGCGCCCGGAAGCCUUGCUUUCUUUGACGCAAAGGCUCGGGACGAAACAGCCACCGUCUGCCCAGCGUCGGGCUAGGAGCGACCCCAGACGGAGCCUCCGAAGUCCCUCCGCCCCACAGCUUCGGCCGUCCCCGCCGCCGUCCUCGUGGCUAUGGAGUGUCCGCACCUCAGCUCCAGCGUCUGCAUCGCCCCGGACUCAGCCAAGUUCCCCAACGGCUCCCCGUCGUCCUGGUGCUGCAGCGUGUGCAGGUCCAACAAAAGCCCCUGGGUCUGUUUGACUUGUUCAAGUGUCCACUGUGGAAGGUAUGUGAACGGCCAUGCAAAGAAACAUUAUGAAGAUGCGCAGAUAACCUUGCCCAACCAUAAGAGGUCAGAAAAGCAAGAGAAAGCUCAGCAUACAGUGUGUAUGGAUUGCAGUAGCUACAGCACAUACUGUUAUCGUUGUGACGAUUUUGUGGUCAAUGACACCAAGCUUGGCCUGGUGCAGAAAGUGAGAGAACACUUACAGAACUUGGAAAACUCAGCUUUUACAGCUGACAGGCAUAGAAAAAGAAAAUUAUUGGAAAACUCAUCACUAAACAGCAAGUUAUUAAAAGUAAAUGGAAGUGCGACUGCCAUCUGUGCCACAGGUCUCCGGAAUUUGGGCAACACAUGUUUCAUGAAUGCUAUCCUCCAGUCACUCAGUAACAUUGAGCAGUUCUGCUGUUAUUUCAAAGAACUGCCUGCUGUGGAAUUAAGGAAUGGAAAAACAGCAGGAAGGCGAACAUACCACACCAGGAGCCAAGGGGACAACAAUGUGUCUCUAGUAGAAGAGUUUAGGAAGACACUGUGUGCUUUAUGGCAAGGCAGCCAGACUGCAUUUAGUCCUGAGUCCUUGUUUUAUGUUGUCUGGAAGAUCAUGCCUAACUUCAGGGGUUAUCAGCAGCAAGAUGCUCACGAAUUCAUGCGCUACCUUUUGGAUCACCUACACUUGGAACUUCAGGGUGGCUUCAAUGGUGUUUCCCGAUCAGCGAUUCUACAGGAGAAUUCUGCUCUGUCUGCAAAUAACAAAUGCUGCAUAAAUGGAGCCUCAACUGUUGUCACAGCAAUAUUUGGAGGAAUUCUCCAGAAUGAGGUCAACUGCCUCAUAUGUGGGACAGAGUCAAGAAAGUUUGAUCCAUUCCUAGAUCUCUCCUUAGAUAUUCCAAGUCAAUUCAGAAGCAAGCGCUCUAAGAACCAGGAAAGUGGGCCGGUUUGCUCAUUACGAGACUGUCUGCGGAGCUUCACUGACCUGGAGGAGCUUGACGAGACGGAGCUGUACAUGUGCCACAAGUGCAGGCAGAAGCAGAAGUCCACAAAGAAGUUCUGGAUCCAGAAGCUUCCCAAGGUGCUGUGCUUGCACUUGAAAAGGUUCCACUGGACAGCGUAUUUAAGAAACAAAGUUGAUACGUAUGUAGAAUUCCCGCUGAGAGGCCUGGACAUGAAGUGCUACCUACUAGAGCCAGAGAACAGUGGCCCGGAGAGUUGCCUGUAUGACCUCGCUGCUGUGGUAGUGCACCAUGGCUCUGGGGUUGGUUCUGGACAUUACACAGCAUAUGCAACUCAUGAAGGCCGCUGGUUCCAUUUCAAUGACAGUACUGUGACCAUGACUGACGAGGAGACCGUUGGGAAGGCGAAGGCCUACAUUCUGUUCUAUGUGGAGCGUCAGGCCAGAGCUGGAUCAGACAAACUUUAAUACUUCCUCUGACCACAGUUCAAUUGUACCGGACAAACAUUUCCAAUUUUCCAUAAAUACUUGAUCCAAGAGUUAAUUUCGUUAUGCACUUUUUCAAUUUCCAGUUUGGGGUUUAGUUUGGUCAGUGGUAGUGACUUACUCAAUAUGGGCACCAACUAAUCUUUGUUGUUCUACCAGAAAACCUCAGCAGGCAUCUUGAUUGGCUGCUUUAGUUGUAAUAACUCGAGUUUUCUAUGUAGUUUCCAGGACUUAGUUCUGUUUGACUUUUUAUAUUACUGUUUUCAGUUCUCACCAAGGCACAUGUGCGCUGCCCUCACAUUCUGGGAGCCAUGCCAUUUGCUGCCUUUCAUAGCAGUCAGGAUUGUGUGCGCAGGACCUGGGGCCACGGGUCUCACAGUGACUGCUCAGGAAUUCCUUCUGACUGUAGGCCGUAGCCGAAGAGAGGAGACCAGGUUGUUGCUACUGCCUGUGUCUCUGGGCUGCUGUUUUCAGCGUCAAAUAAACCUGUCCGUUGUGUUGCAUCCAUGA